CAAAUGGGUACCCUGAUUUUUUUUUGCUUGCUCUCCCUCUCUCCUUUUGAGUAAAAACUUCCUCACUUCUCCAGAAGAAGCAAAGAAAAAAAAAACAAUGCUUUCUGCAGAAGCGCCCCUUGUCGACACAGCUGUACUUGAUUCCAACAAUAACGAUACUACCAUUAAUGACACGCCAACUCCUGCACCCGACACCGCGACGAGCAGUCUCAUUGAGGAUGUUACACUGACCAUUAUAGCCCAUCCAUACCUUGAUGAAUUGGCUGACAAAAUUCGAAACGAGCCCAUUCCUUGGGAGGGUUAUGAACGUGCCGGUUUAAUUACAGCAGACGAAGUGGCAAUGAUUCAACAUGUCGAAAAUAAGUCAUCAGAGGAAAUCACACACGUCAUGUCCGAGCACGGACUCUAUUAUGCGGGUAUGUACCUGGAUUUGAUGCAUAAACUGGCACGCGUGGACGCAGUUCAAAAGGUGCUGGUCAUGAUUCAAGACAUGCUGAAUGAACACGAUGAAAGGAUUGUGCUGUUUCAUCAAGCGUCAGAAGGCCGUCCUGGCUAUCCUUUUGCGCCGUUUCACAAGGCCUUGCGUAUCAAUGAUGAAUUCAUUGGUAUCCAAUCUAGCAAACUUCUGGCGCUUCUUGUCUGCUCGACCAAGAACCGAGACAUCGACAUUGAUGACUUUUUCCGGUGGAUGACGUUCCAGCUGCAAAGUCGUAAUCCCAGUCUUAUCGAGCUGAAUAUCCAAAUUCUUGAUGCCUUGUUCCAUAUACCCGCCUACCGAAAAUCUUUCUGGAAUACACUCCACGCCAUGGAUUCGUUUAUCAAUGUAUUGAAGAAAGGCACUUCAAAUCCACAAGUGACGUAUGAAGCUGUUUUUGCUUUAUGGCUAUUGACAUUUGACGAAGAAAUUGCCGCAAACUUGAACAGAAAAUACGAUGUGAUCCCUAUGCUGGUCGAAAUAGCAAAGUCGGCUGUCAAGGAAAAGAUCAUUCGUGUGGUCGUGGCCACGUUCAAGAACCUUGUGGAGAAAGCACCCAAGGCCAACUUGUCUGCCAUGCUGGUAGCCAAACUAUUGCCGUUUACUGAGCACUUGCACACAAGAAAAUGGUCGGAUCAAGAAGUUGUCAAUGACAUUGACUUGAUUCAGGCCGAGUUGCAAAACAACUUUCAAAGUCUCACGACGUUUGAAGUGUAUGCCUCGGAACUGGAAACCGGGAAGCUGGAAUGGUCGCCACCGCAUCAAUCCGAAAAUUUCUGGCAAAAAAAUGCCGUUCGGUUAAACGAAAAUGAUCACCAAUUACUAAAAAUGCUCGCUCGUCUGUUGAGCUCGAACAAGACCGAGAUCCUUGCCAUUGCCUGCCAUGACGUGGGCCAGUAUGCCAAAUACGCAGGUGCCGAUGGUAAAAAGUACCUCCAUGAUCUGGGCGCAAAGCAGCGUGUGAUGGAACUGAUGACGCAUGAAGAUCAAGAAGUGCGCUACUAUGCAUUAUCUGCCACGCAGAAAUACUUUGCCAUGUCAUCUUGAGCGAAAAAU
This is a messenger RNA of Zychaea mexicana, 1531 nucleotides long. Its product is annotated as ATPase V1 complex subunit H. Gene Ontology annotation, molecular function: proton-transporting ATPase activity, rotational mechanism. Gene Ontology annotation, cellular component: fungal-type vacuole membrane; vacuolar proton-transporting V-type ATPase, V1 domain. The transcript has 11 exons. The record is from RefSeq and is a predicted model, not a curated record. NCBI's taxonomy places the organism in Eukaryota, Fungi, Mucoromycota, Mucoromycetes, Mucorales, Lichtheimiaceae. Bases 98 to 1522 code for a protein of 474 amino acids. Gene Ontology annotation, biological process: proton transmembrane transport.